This is a messenger RNA of Aspergillus aculeatinus CBS 121060, 633 nucleotides long. Its product is annotated as 60S ribosomal protein eL21. Gene Ontology annotation, molecular function: structural constituent of ribosome. Gene Ontology annotation, biological process: translation. The transcript has 4 exons. Lineage: Eukaryota; Fungi; Ascomycota; Eurotiomycetes; Eurotiales; Aspergillaceae. The record is from RefSeq and is a predicted model, not a curated record. Bases 11 to 487 code for a protein of 158 amino acids. Gene Ontology annotation, cellular component: ribosome; cytosolic large ribosomal subunit.
CACCGCCGAAAUGGGUCACUCGCACGGUUUGAGAGCCGGCACUCGGUAUGCCUUCAGCCGCAACUUCAAGGAGAAGGGUCAGAUCGCCCUGUCGACCUACCUGAAGACCUACCGGGUUGGCGACAUCGUCGAUGUCAAGGUUAACGGUGCCGUUCAGAAGGGUAUGCCCUACAAGGUCUACAACGGAAAGACCGGUGUUGUCUACAACGUCACCAAGUCCUCCGUCGGUGUCCUCCUCUACAAGGUCGUCGGCAACCGCUACAUGGAGAAGCGCAUCAACGUCCGCAUCGAGCACGUCAAGCACUCCCGUUCCCGCGAGGACUUCAUCAAGCGCGUCAAGCUGAACGCCGAGAAGAAGCGCCAGGCCAAGGAGCAGGGUGUCCACCUCCACCUUAAGCGCCAGCCCGUCGGCCCCCGCGAGGCUCACACCGUUGAGGGUUCCGCCCCCGAGACUAUCACCCCCAUCCCCUACGACACCCACAUUUAAACGAAUGAUAUCUGGUCGUUUGCGGUUGCUUGGUGUUUCUGGGUUUUGCAUCUGGGGGUUAACCUUUGCAUUAAGAUGAGAUGAAGCAGGGUUCCCGGGUGUACUAGCACACCUUGAUCUUGUGCAUAGAUUCCCCUGAAUGAAAG